AUGGGGUCUUUUCUUGCAAGAGCCCUUGUGCUGGUUUUUGGUUAUGCUUAUCCGGCUUAUAACUGCUUCAAAUCUUUGGAGAAGAAUGAGCCAGAGAUUGAGCAACUUCUGUUUUGGUGCCGUUACUGGAUUAUAGUUGCUAUGCUUACCGUCUUUGAGAGAGUUGGGGAUACUUUUAUUUCAUGGUUACCAAUGUACAAUGAAGCGAAGUUGGCGCUCUUUAUAUAUCUAUGGUAUCCUAAAACAAAGGGAACAAUAUAUGUUUAUAACUCCUUCAGGCCCUAUUUGGCAAAACAUGAACCGGAAAUUGAUCGUAACCUAUCGGAGUUGAGGGUUAAGGCUGUGGAUAUUGCAAUUUUUUAUUGGCAGAAGGCUCUGAGUUAUGGUCAGGCAAGAUUUUUUGAGAUUUUGCAAUAUGUUUCUUCUCGAUCAACAGCUCAACCUCACUCUAAUCAACAGAGUAGUUGUCUAGUUGGUGACGUCGGGAAACCGGGGUCCCCUGCAAUUGCUACAAUUGAGAGAUGCCCACUUAAGGCCUACCUGCCCCAAACAAGAGCUCAGGUAGUUCAGGCAGAUAGCCCCAUCAAAAGCCUCUCACAAUUGCAAGGAAUAAACAAGGAGAUUGCAAGGAAUCCCGAUCCAAUGUCGAGCAUGUAG
Molecule: messenger RNA, 657 nt
Organism: Alnus glutinosa
Lineage: Eukaryota; Viridiplantae; Streptophyta; Magnoliopsida; Fagales; Betulaceae
Product: putative HVA22-like protein g
Exons: 6
Coding region: 1-657 (218 amino acids)
Source: RefSeq, a predicted model, not a curated record